AUGAGAGAGGAAGCUGAUGCUGCUGCAGAUGAAAAUGGCGAGUGGUUAAUAGCAUAUGUGAAUUUCCAUCUUCUGAUUAUAUGCAGGGGAUCGCAAGAGCAACAAUCACAGGAUGGUACUUCACAGUCACAGUCGUGGUAUCCGCCAUCAGUUGUAAGUUCACCGAGUUCAUCAAGGCCUGUUACACCGUCUGGAUCUUCUUCUUCAUUGUCACAUAGGCCUUCUUCUCAUGUUCCACCUUCUGAAGCUGCUGGAGUUAUUGCCGUUUUGAAGGACAAGAGUGUUGAUGAGUUGCGGAAGCUUUUAUCUGACAAAGAUGCGUAUCAGCAGUUUUUACAUUCGCUUGACCAGGUCAAGAUUCAAACUAAUCUGAAAGAUGAACUUUGCAAGGAGAAUGUACAGCUUGCAGAGGAAAAUCUCCAGAAGGAACCUCGUAUCAUGGAACUUAGGAAUCAAUGUAGAAUAAUUCGGACAACCGAGUUAGCUGCCGCAAAGGAGAAACUAAAUGAGCUUGAGAAGCAAAAGGAAGAAAUGUUGAAGUUGAAUUCGCCAGCAUCCCUUAUCCAGAGGAUUCAAGAGUCUGCGAAUAAGACUGAAGAGGAAUCUGACAAUCUACACCAGCAUUUCCUUGACAGAGAGAUUGAUCUUGGGGCUUUCUUGCAAAAGUACAAAAAGCUACGUACCACUUACCACAGGAAGACUCUCAUACAUCUUGCUGCCAAAACAUCAACAAUAUGA
Sphenostylis stenocarpa is the source of this 738-nucleotide messenger RNA. The record is from the annotation of a GenBank genome assembly. Lineage: Eukaryota; Viridiplantae; Streptophyta; Magnoliopsida; Fabales; Fabaceae.